Messenger RNA from Cimex lectularius (bed bug), 1041 nucleotides. RefSeq names its product receptor-binding cancer antigen expressed on SiSo cells. The record is from RefSeq and is a predicted model, not a curated record. Bases 280 to 837 code for a protein of 185 amino acids. Lineage: Eukaryota; Metazoa; Arthropoda; Insecta; Hemiptera; Cimicidae. Gene Ontology annotation, cellular component: secretory granule. The transcript is spliced from 4 exons.
GAAUAACCUUGUCAGAACCUCUCAUGUUUAAGGUACACAUUGAUUUUUGUUAUCAAACUUUGUUAAAAUUUCGCUCAUCCUUAGUCUAAACAGUGCGUUUUACUUCAAUUAAAACGCUUUUUUUACAUUACUUGACAUAGAUACAAUUGGAUUUAAGAUUAUUCUCGAUGUAAUAACUGGGUUAUGGAAUUAAACUCCAUUAAAACAUAUAUUUUGGGCGUAAAAAUAAUUUUGUUACAUCAGUACAUUUUGCUGUGAUGCAACCAAAUUUGACAAAUAAUGAUUCUUAACAGGCUUAAGGGCAUACUUGGAUUUAUAUUUGCUAUUAUCAAAAGGUCACUUUGUUGUUUUCGUCGCAGGAGGAAAUCAUCAGUGGAUGUUGUGCCUUUAACAGACAUUGGGAUAGUGCCAAACUAUCAGAACCAAGCUGGACCAGAACUGACAAGUUGGAAUACAUGGGAUGAGAUAAAUCAAAGUCCAAGACAGUCAAAGGCAAUCGAAGAGCAUUAUCGAAGAGCCGCCUUGGCCAAACAGGAACAAGAAGAACCUCCACCUGACUACUUCCAGGAUAUGGAGCCAAAGAUAAAACGUCAAAUGAAGGUGAUGGUCAGGAGAAAAGACAACAACCAAAUGCCAUCGAUUUUAUCCAAUGCUCCUGAUGACGUUCCAAUGGAUUCUGGUGAACUUAAGUCCUGGGAAGAGAUGGAAAACCGAGAGGGUGACUGGGCAGAGGGUACUGAAAAGUGGACCAUGGCAGAUGCACUUCGGCAAAGUAGGAAGGAGGAGAAGCUGAAAAAAAACAUGGAACGAGAAAUGAGGAGAUUAGUCGUUUCUUGAAUCCAAACUGAAAGCCUCAAUACGUAAUGCUAUUAUUGCAAAAACAUUUUCUUGAAAAUUUCAAAAACAAAUUAUAUUGUAAUUUAGGCAAGGAAAAUGUUUUUAGUGUAAAUAUGAGGACGAAUAUGAAAUGUUAAUAUUUAUACAUUCUUAUCACUAAUGUGUUAAUGAAAAUACUACGUGCAAUACACAUUUUUAAAAAUA